ACAUGAAGUUCAGAUACUUAUGAAACAUAAAGUUUUUCAGUUGUAGGAGAAGAAUAAAAUUUAUUAAGUUCAGUGAUGACUAAUUAAAAUGCAGGUGUUGGUUAAUUUGAAUAAUACUCUGUUUGACUUAUUCUUGCAGUUUUAAUUAUCCAUGGCAAAUAGACUUUUGUAAUAGUUCUGUGAAAAUAGGCAUUGGUAAAUCUCAAUGUUUAAACAUUAUUUCCACCACCAGGCCCUAAAAUAAUAGAUAAAUUUUAUACAUUUGCCAUAAGUAUAGUAAUUUGAAUAUGGUAUUCUCUUAACUCUAAGAUUUAUAGUUUAACCCCAUUUUAAUCCUUGCAAACCAACAGUCCAAUCUUUAUCAUUUGGGAAUAUAAAUGUAGGACUAGUGUAUAAGUCUCCAUUAAAUACUAUUUAAUUAUCUACAUCAAAGGCAUCAUGAAUUGCAAGAAAUAUUUAGUAACCUAGUUUGAUUAAGUUUAAGUUAUUUGACUUGAUUUCAAUGACGACAUCUUAAAAAUUGAUGCUUUUUAUCUAAAAUUAGAUUAAAUGAUACAGAUAUUUCAAAAUCGAUUGGUCCUUUAUAACAUAAAGAUGUCACAUGAAUUAAUCCUUUUGAAAAGUUAGGAUUAAAAUGUGGAUGAGUGAUUUAAGUAGAAAAAGUUGCACUAGAUUGUUAUAUAUC
This is a messenger RNA of Paramecium sonneborni, 685 nucleotides long. The record is from the annotation of a GenBank genome assembly. Lineage: Eukaryota; Ciliophora; Oligohymenophorea; Peniculida; Parameciidae.